Messenger RNA from Scedosporium apiospermum, 2457 nucleotides. RefSeq lists its product as uncharacterized. The record is from RefSeq and is a predicted model, not a curated record. NCBI's taxonomy places the organism in Eukaryota, Fungi, Ascomycota, Sordariomycetes, Microascales, Microascaceae. The transcript has 6 exons. The coding region runs from base 1 to 2457 and encodes 818 amino acids.
AUGCCUUACAGUCAGGGCGCGCAGGACGCGCUAUUAAAAUGGGUAAGUGACCUGUACAUCUUUUGCCUCCACAAGCGCGGCCAAAAGCGCGCGCCGAGUAUGGCAGAGAAGAGGGACGAUGACGGCGUCAUCCUCGCCGAGGUCCUCCAGGAUCUCGACCCUUCCUUCAAUAUCUCCGACCUCGACCUGUCCACGACGACAACCGCGCCGCGAUCCCUCGGCCGGAAGAACAAUCUCAUGGCCAUCCACAAGGCCCUCUUCAAGUUCAUCCACCGCGAGUGUCCCGACCUCGAGUUUCUCUCAAAGCGAACUUAUAUUCACUCCCUAGACGACGGCCCUACCUCCGAUAGCGUAGCAAAGGUAGUAACCCUUCGCUCUUCCACUAAAACCGUGCAUUCGGAAGAUGCUAAGCUUAAUAAUGACGUCGCGCAGCUCAUCUCCGCCAUGAUCGCCGUCGCCUUCCUCGGCCCCGAUCCGGUCAAGUACGUCAAAAGGCUGCAGGAGCCCGACAAAUUCGAGCAGACCACGAUGCGUGAGAUUCAGCAGGUUAUCAUAGAGAUUGAAAGCGAGAGAUCCAAGGCCACUAAUAAAACCGAUGCUGACGAAACACUCGAGGCUGCCAUUUUAGCUCUCGAGGCGGAGCGUGCCGAACUCCUCGAAAAGCUCAAGGUUGCGAGGAUGCAGCAUGCUGACACCAUUAGCCGGUUGGAGCACUUACAGGAAAGCUACGAGUCGUUGAAAGUGGAAGCGGAUGAACACUUACAAGAGCUCUACGUGCUGCGCGAAGCAACCGAAGAUGGCGCCUCUGACUCUCAGGUUAUCAAGGCCCUCAGGAACAGGAUCAAAGAGCAAGAUGAGCUCAUCACCAGCCAGGAGGCCCAAGUCAAAGCCCAGCAAGACGUGACGGAGAAGCUCAAGAGGGAUGUUACCACAUUAUUACCGGAAGCGGACCGUGCAAAGCAGCUAGAUGAGGAGAUUAAAGAGCUUCGGUAUAAAAGCCAAGAGCUCGAGAGAAAGGCGAAUGCUGCCGAGAGACUAAGAGGGAAACUUGAGGAGCAGCAGAAGGUCGUCAUCGAAGUGCAAAAUCUGCGAUUCGAGAAGGAUCAGCUGCUGAAAAAGACGACGGAUUACGACAGAUUAGUCCAGAGGAACACUUCCCUCGAACAAGCCCUGCAGGAAAUUCGGUCUUCCCAUGCGCAAGCCGAGGAGACUCUGUUCCUCCUCAAUAACCAGAAGCGGAUGCUAGAAGAAACGAAUAGAACAUUAGCCAACGAAAUCACCCGCCUGACGGAGUUAAGAUCGAAUGACGAACAGUUCAUCGCCGAACUCCAGGAGCAAGCGGGCUCUCAGAUCGCCGCAGAUCACACCGGCGGCGCCAUCUCUCUCGAGCAGGAACUUGAAGGCACCCAGCAAAUGCCCGGCCUCAUGCUCGAACUUAGCAGGCUAAAGGCCGAGAACGCCCUCCUCAAGCGGGGAGUGGGUUCCACCGAGACCUCGCAACUCCGCGCGGAUCUCGAGGAAGAGCAGCGCAAGUACCAAGAACUACGAAACAAGUACACCGAGAUUGUCGAGAGACACUCGGUGGCACAGGAUCAGAUCACUGCGCUCGUCAACGACGCUGCUGGUGAAGGGACUCGUGCAUUCAACGAGCUUCGGACCCAGCUGCUACAGGCGAACAUGGAUCACAAGCGCGAGGCUCAGCGCGCAAACGACCUUCAGACUCAAGUGGCCGAUAAAGAGCGCGAUCUCCUCGUAGCGAGGACGGAGCUCUCGGCCAUGUCCAAGGACGGCACCGAAGCCCUCGAAGAACUCAAGGCCACGGACGAGCUCGUAUCAGCCUCUCUCAGGGACGAACUCGACGCCCUCCGCACGCGCGUCAAGUCACUCACGUCCGAGAUCGAGCUGCAAAGAACCCAGCUUCUCGAGGCUUUUGUCGCCAAGGACAAGGUCCAAAAGGAAAUCGAGGCGCUCCGAGAUUCGAAGCCCGCGGUUGAGAAUAAGAACAUCACCGACGAGGUCAUCGCCGAGGAGAUUAACAAGACCUCGGAGAAGAUUGAGAAGCUGCGCGAUAGGCUCAGGCAGCGGCAAGAGGUAAUGCGCUUCCAACCCUUUGUCCUUGUUGAGCAUCCGUCCCCCCCUUCCACCCCUACGAAGAAUCCUCCUCUGGAGUUUGGGUGGACGCAUGAUGAACAACUCGAAAAGGCCGAGCAGGAAAAGUACGAACUUCAGCGCAAGCUCAAGACCGCUUUGGCCGGCGGUGCAUCAGCGUCGCAAAAGGCCGCCGCCGAACAAACAAUUAGGAACCUCCAGCGCGAGAACGCCCUCAUCACGUCGGCGUGGUAUGACCUGGCAAGCAGGCUGCAGAGCAACCAUGUCGUCCUUCAAAGGAGGCACGAUACGCCGAGGAGUUGGCUCAAUAAGCAGCGGCAGCUAGUGAAUGCUACGCCGAGGAGAUGA